Molecule: messenger RNA, 2000 nt
Organism: Cannabis sativa
Lineage: Eukaryota; Viridiplantae; Streptophyta; Magnoliopsida; Rosales; Cannabaceae
Product: fumarate hydratase 1, mitochondrial
Exons: 17
Coding region: 285-1769 (494 amino acids)
Biological process (GO): fumarate metabolic process; malate metabolic process; tricarboxylic acid cycle
Cellular component (GO): mitochondrion; tricarboxylic acid cycle heteromeric enzyme complex
Molecular function (GO): fumarate hydratase activity
Source: RefSeq, a predicted model, not a curated record
GGGCCAUGAGGUUUGAAUUGAUUGUGGAAAAAAGGAAGUGUCGUGACGCAGAGUAGAGUUUUGAUUUGGUUUUGUUGCGGAAUAUUAACGUAGGGAGGCACGCAUUUCCAUAAGUCUCCCAUUCUUGGGGCGUCCUCACCUCACCAAAGCAAGCCGCCCAAUAACAAAAGCAACCCAAGGGACCCCAUUUUCCAUUUCAUUCAGCUCUGACCUCUCUCUCAACCCUCUCCUUCAUUGGACGACUUUUUCUUCUUCUCCGCUCUGACCGCCAUUCCUCAUUAGCCAUGGCGAUGUUCACCAUCUCACGCCGAUUAUCAACUGGAUCAACGACGGCGGUUGGAGUUUUACGUUUUGCUACCUCUUCCAGAUUCUACUCUACCGCGUUUAGAGAAGAAAGAGACACUUUUGGGCCCAUCCUUGUUCCCUCAGACAAGUUGUGGGGUGCUCAAACUCAAAGAUCGUUGCAGAAUUUUGAUAUUGGUGGAGAGCGUGAGCGUAUGCCCGAACCCAUUGUUCGUGCUUUCGGAACCCUUAAGAAAUGUGCUGCCAAGGUUAACAUGGAAUAUGGUCUUGAUCCAUCUAUUGGGAAAGCCAUUAUGCAGGCUGCCCAAGAAGUAGCCGAAGGAAAGCUAAAUGAUCAUUUUCCACUUGUUGUGUGGCAGACUGGCAGUGGCACUCAAAGUAACAUGAAUGCCAAUGAGGUGAUUGCAAACAGAGCAGCUGAAAUACUUGGCCAUAAGCGUGGUGGCAAGUUUGUCCACCCAAAUGACCAUGUUAAUAGAUCUCAAUCUUCUAAUGACACAUUCCCUACUGUCAUGCACAUUGCAGCUGCAAUGGAGAUUCAUUCAAGAGUAUUACCCAAUUUGAAAACCUUGCAUUCUUCUUUACAUUCAAAGUCUGUUGAGUUCAAAGAUAUAUGUAAAAUUGGGCGUACUCAUACCCAAGAUGCAACUCCUUUAACUCUUGGGCAAGAGUUCAGUGGCUAUACUACACAAGUGAAAUACGGGAUUGAUAGAGUCUUGUGCACUCUUCCUCGCAUGUAUCAGCUUGCACAAGGUGGUACUGCUGUAGGAACAGGGUUGAACACAAAAAAGGGGUUUGAUGUGAAAAUAGCAGCUGCUGUUGCUGCGGAAACAGGCUUGCCAUUUGUCACUGCAGAGAACAAGUUUGAAGCUUUGGCUGCUCAUGAUGCUUUUGUUGAGGCUAGUGGCGCCCUCAACACAAUUGCAACGUCUCUAAUGAAAAUUGCUAAUGACAUACGCCUGUUAGGAAGUGGUCCGAGAUGCGGUCUGGGUGAGCUCAUUCUUCCUGAAAAUGAGCCUGGCAGCAGUAUCAUGCCUGGGAAGGUCAAUCCUACUCAGUGCGAAGCUAUCACGAUGGUCUGUGCUCAGAUUAUGGGUAACCAUGUGGCCAUAACAGUAGGUGGAUCAAAUGGUCACUUUGAACUUAAUGUGUACAAGCCCAUGAUUGCUACUGGUCUCCUACAUUCAUUGAGAUUGCUUGGGGAUGCAUCUGCUUCUUUUGAAAAGAACUGUAUUAGAGGAAUUCAAGCUAAUAAGGAGAGAAUUGCGAAAUUACUUCAUGAGUCAUUGAUGCUCGUUACAUCAUUGAACCCUAAAAUCGGUUAUGACAAUGCUGCUGCUGUUGCCAAAACGGCCCACAAAGAGGGAACUACUUUAAAGGAAGCUGCACUAAAACUUGGCGUACUAUCCAUUGAGGAAUUUGAUAAUCUUGUGGUGCCAGAGAAGAUGAUUGGCCCCUCGGAUUGACAAGGCUUAUAGCUGAGGCUAAUAAUUAUCAAAUUUUCUAAUUUCUGAUAGAUUUUUCUCCAUGUGUUAGACAAGGAGAUUAGAACCCAAAAAGUAGUGUUAUUCUUGUUGUUCUUGAAGGUUUUCACCAUAAUGUUAAUAAAGGAAAAGCCUCCUACAAUUUUUUGCUGAACAAUGUAUUGGGGAUAUAGUUAAUUUACAAUAAAUUCAUUUUUGGGAAAUUUAUACAAA